This is a messenger RNA of Amphiprion ocellaris (clown anemonefish), 2600 nucleotides long. RefSeq names its product dihydrofolate reductase (gene dhfr). NCBI's taxonomy places the organism in Eukaryota, Metazoa, Chordata, Actinopteri, Pomacentridae. The coding region runs from base 1888 to 2451 and encodes 187 amino acids. Gene Ontology annotation, cellular component: mitochondrion. The record is from RefSeq and is a predicted model, not a curated record. Gene Ontology annotation, biological process: tetrahydrofolate biosynthetic process; dihydrofolate metabolic process; glycine biosynthetic process. Gene Ontology annotation, molecular function: dihydrofolate reductase activity; NADP binding. The transcript is spliced from 6 exons.
AGUUUCUUGUAGUUAGAUAAAUUAUCACCACACAUUGACAGAAUUUUCAGUGCUGGAAACAUAAACUAUGGAUGUUUUGCCUGUUGGUAAAUUCCACAUUAUCUCUUCUGAGCCAUUUUGAACGAUCACCAUCCUAAUUACUAGUUAAUGGUAUCUAUGUAAAUCUGUGCACAUCAGAUCAUUAGUACCCUUCACUAUAAAAUAAAAAUAGAAAGAAGCAACGGCAUAAUAGUUUGUAACUUAAUAACUUUUGUAUUGACAUAUAUAGUCUCUAUACUACAACAGCAUAAUAGAAAUCUUGAAGUUAUGGCUUUUUGUUUUAUUGUAUCAUCCUAUAUUCAUAUGGUCAGAAAUUUGUGCCACCAGAAACUAAUUUUACAUGAUUUACAUUCAUAUAUGUACAGCUCAGCUUGAAUAAUUGAAAUGAAAAUUGGAAUCCGAACUUGUUGAGAGCGUCAGGCAGAGAGUGGCCCUUUGGGCAUUGUGCAUCCCUGGUGUUGUAGUCUGUGAUGCACUUAUUGCCCUUCCACAUGCUCCGUGGGUUGUUGAUGGAGAAAUGACCCUGGAUUUUCUGAGCACAUGUAACUUUGGCCCUCUUAAUGCCUGCAGUCAGCUCUUACCUAGCUGUUCUGAGUGCUGGUUCAUCACCUGCCCUAAAUGCUGCAUCCCUGGCUCUCAGCAGAGCUCUGACCUCUACAUUCAGCCAGGGUUUCUGGUUUAGGUAGGUGGUGAUUGUCUUGGUGGUGGUGACAUCAUCAGCAUACUUGGAGAUGAAUCCUAGUCUGUGGUGGUGUUGGCGCUCAAAAUACUUUCACAAAAUAUUACACGCAGCUCUGUAUAGCAACAGUAGAAAGAGGAGACAUCCUCUGUGUUUAUAUACUGCAGGUGCUGAUCAGCUGAUCGAGCUCUGUGGAUCUGUGAUUGAUUACUCUUCCUCAGUGGCCCGGAUGUGUGCCAUUUUAAGAAUAAAUGUGAAUUGGGGAUAGUGAAUGUAAUGGGUGCAAAUGUGGUCAAAAGGAACUUCAACAUUUGUGAUUUUUUUAGUUUUUUUUUUUUUUUAGCAAGAGAAUGGUAAGGACUGAAAAGAAGGAACACAGCAGGGAGAAGAGAGGAAGAAUAAGAAAUGAAUGUGAGGAAGGGAGCUAAGCAUAACAUCAGAAAGAGAAAGGACAGACACAUGGAGUGAUGAAGAGACAGAUGAAGAUCCUGCAGCAGGACCUCAUGGUAUGUUUUUUCUGCAACAUACUCUUUCACUCUGUAACAAAAAUGGUUUUCCAGGUAUUGUCUCUAUAUAUUAUUAACCUUAAACAUUAGAGUCAGAUAUUUGUAAAGACUUGAUGAUGCACAAGUGAUCAUACUUCAUCAGUAGUUGUGAUUGAUCUAAAGAGUAAAAUGAGUGCAGUAAGUCUAAAAUUAUGUGUCCAAUGGCAUAUCAUUACAGUAUUGGAUAAUCCUAUUUGUCCCUUUCCUUUUGUAAAUAAACCCCCAUUCAAAGGCGAUGCAGCAAUAUUGCCUCAUUUAAAGAAAUUCCACAAAGCAGUAUGAAGCUACUGAACAGUUUCCACACUGAGUUGUACAAUUCUUAGCCAUGGCUUCAGUAUUUCUCGGUACUGUCUAAGGCUUAUAGCUCUUCUCAGUAUGGAGAGUACUAAUUUUGAUGUUUGUUAACAAACAUAAAUAAAAUCAUACAAAAAAUCCUUUAAAAAUGAGGAUGUGCUUUGAGGGACGAUUCGACGGAAAUGAACAGAGUGAGUUUGAAGGCCACCCGGGGGCAGUGCUGUACGGGCCAGACUUUGAGCUGCCGGAAGAAGACAUGCUCAUUUCCUGAGCGUCUGUUGGCGGGAAGCUGCAGGUCAACAGUUGGAGGCUUCGUGCGGUCAUCAGAUCAUGUCCCGCAUCCUGAACGGUAUCGUGGCGGUGUGUCCUGACCUGGGUAUUGGGAAAAAUGGAAACCUGCCCUGGCAUCCUGUUCGACUCAACAACGAAUUCGCGCAUUUUCGAAAGAUGACAGCGACUCCAUCUGUAAAAGGCAAGCAGAAUGUGGUGAUUAUGGGCAGGAAGACAUGGUUUUCCAUCCCAGAGAAGAACAGACCUUUAAACAACAGAAUCAACAUCGUUCUUAGCAGAAAGUGCAAAGUGCCCCCUCCAGGAGCACACUACCUUGUGGCAGACUUCAGCUCAGCGCUCAGGCUAGUUGACAUGGAGCUGACUGAGCAGGUUGACCAGGUCUGGGUUAUAGGAGGCAGUUCUCUCUACAAGGAGUUGAUGGAGAGCCCGGGAACCAGGAGACUAUUUGUCACACGAAUCAUGAAGCAGUUUGAGUGUGACACAUUCUUCCCUGAAAUCAGUCCAGACAAAUACCGUCUAUUGCCAGAGUUUCCAGAAGUGCCACAGGAACUGCAGGUGGAGAAUGGUAUCCAGUACAGAUUUGAAGUCUAUGAGAGCAUCUAAAUGAUGAGACAAUGAAGGAAAAAAAAGUCUGAUUUUUGUCAUUGGGCACAAGCACAUGCCCUUGAAUUUGUAAUUUUUCAAAAAAUGUAUACAGUACAAUUGUAUUUUUUUUCUUAGAGUCGAAAUAAAAACUGAUUUCUGCCAUUUCA